AUGGCACCAUUCUACAACGAUAUUAACAUCGACGGCAAAAGUGGAGUUAGGCAAGGCGAUACCACCUCGCCAAAAUUAUUUACAGCCGCCCUCCAGAACGUCAUACGAACAUUGGAAUGGGUUAAUAUGGGAGUGAAAAUCGAUGGUCGGAAGUUACACCAUGAUCUCCUUGCUGAUGACAUUGUCUUUAUAACACCAAACAUUAGCCAAGCGAAACGUAUGCUUGCCGACUUUGAUAAAGCCCGUGGAAAGACUGGUCUUCUACUAUUUCUUACAAAAAAUGAUGUUUAUGGGGAGCCGAUUGUUUCCGUACGCCCCAUUCACGCUCAACGGAACGAAUAUCUCCGAUUGCUCCAGUUAUGUUACAGGGUAACCUCUCCAGGCGACGCACUUUUGUACAAGGCAGUUGUUGUUGAUAUAACUAUCCAAUGUUAUUAA
Molecule: messenger RNA, 438 nt
Organism: Angiostrongylus costaricensis
Lineage: Eukaryota; Metazoa; Nematoda; Chromadorea; Rhabditida; Metastrongylidae
Source: the annotation of a GenBank genome assembly